AUGGAGUUCUUCUUUCUAUCUCUCCUUCUCAUCAUUUCCUUCUUGUUUUCACUCUCCCUUCAUCUUCUUUACUUCAAUAAAAAUUCAUCAGUCUUGCCCGGGACUCUACCCCCGGGCAAGACUGGAUGGCCAUUCAUUGGAGAAACCCUCGAGUUUCUCUCAACUGGUUGGAAAGGUCAUCCUGAAAAAUUCAUCUUCGAUAGAAUGUCUAAGUACUCCUCUAGUGUCUUUAGAACACACCUUUUAUUAGAAAAUUCAGCAGUUUUUUGUGGUGCUUCCGGUAAUAAAUUCUUAUUUUCAAACGAAAAUAAACUCGUACAAGUAUGGUGGCCUGAUUCAAUCAACAAAAUUUUCCCAUCUUCGGUUGAUCAAAAUACGAAGACAACUAGUAUAAAUGAACAAGGCAUUAGGAUGAGAAGAUUACUUCCGAAUUUCUUCAAGCCUGAGGCUCUUCAACGUUACGUUGGGAUAAUGGAUUCGAUUGCUCAACGCCAUUUUGAGUCAUUUUGGGAGAAGAAGAGUCAAGUUCAAGUUUACCCUCUUGCCAAAAGCUAUACUUUUUGGUUGGCUUGUAGAUUGUUUGUGAGCAUUGAAGAUCCUGAACAUGUUGCUAAAUUUGCAAAACCCUUUGAUGUUUUGGCUGCUGGAUUGAUUUCUAUUCCCAUUAACUUGCCAGGAACGUCGUAUAACCGUUCGAUCAAAGCGUCGAAUUUGAUAAGAAAGGAGCUUUUGAUGAUCAUAAAGCAAAGGAAGGUGGAUUUGUGUGAGGGAAAAGCAUCAGCAACACAAGAUAUAUUGUCACACAUGCUAUUAACAAGUGAUGAAAAUGGGAAGUUCAUGCCUGAUUUGGACAUAGCUUGUAAAAUAUUAGGGCUGUUGGUUGGUGGACAUGACACUGCUAGCUCUGCAUGUACUUCUAUUGUGAAGUAUCUUGCUGAGCUUCCUCAUGUUUAUCAAGCUGUCUACAAUGAGCAAAUGGAAAUUUCCAAGUCAAAAGCAGCAGGAGAAUUAUUGACAUGGGAUGAUCUUCAGAAGAUGAAAUAUUCAUGGAAUGUGGUAUGUGAGGUUUUAAGACUUGCACCACCUCUCCAAGGUGCUUUCAGAGAAGCCAUUGUUGAUUUCAUCUUUAAUGGUUUCUCAAUUCCUAAAGGAUGGAAGCUAUAUUGGAACUCAAAUACAACUCACAGAAAUCCAGAAUAUUUUCCAGAACCACUAAAUUUUGAUCCAUCAAGAUUUGAAGGAUCAGGACCAGCUCCUUACACAUUUGUUCCAUUUGGAGGAGGUCCUAGGAUGUGUCCUGGAAAAGAGUAUGCAAGAUUAGAAAUACUUGUAUUCAUGCACCAUAUUGUCAAAAGGUUUAAGUGGAACAAAGUUAUUCAUGAUGAGAAGAUUAUUAUUGAUCCAAUGCCUGUUCCUGCCAAGGGUCUUCCAAUUAAACUCUACCCUCAUCAACUUUAUUAG
Molecule: messenger RNA, 1461 nt
Organism: Solanum stenotomum
Lineage: Eukaryota; Viridiplantae; Streptophyta; Magnoliopsida; Solanales; Solanaceae
Product: beta-amyrin 28-monooxygenase-like
Exons: 4
Coding region: 1-1461 (486 amino acids)
Biological process (GO): sterol metabolic process
Molecular function (GO): oxidoreductase activity, acting on paired donors, with incorporation or reduction of molecular oxygen; monooxygenase activity; heme binding
Source: RefSeq, a predicted model, not a curated record